Messenger RNA from Ostrea edulis (European flat oyster), 4130 nucleotides. RefSeq lists its product as uncharacterized. The record is from RefSeq and is a predicted model, not a curated record. Gene Ontology annotation, biological process: protein polyubiquitination; proteasome-mediated ubiquitin-dependent protein catabolic process. The transcript is spliced from 4 exons. Lineage: Eukaryota; Metazoa; Mollusca; Bivalvia; Ostreida; Ostreidae. Gene Ontology annotation, molecular function: zinc ion binding; protein binding; ubiquitin protein ligase activity. The coding region runs from base 116 to 3547 and encodes 1143 amino acids.
CAAGCGCAGAGUAAUGAUACAGAUAGCAAUGGAGACGGCAGUCCGUUCAACUUACAGAGAAAUGUAAUCACAGUAAUACUACAGCAUCUCUGGCUACAGAACAUAUAGAGUAGCCAUGGACCUCCGCCGCAGUGCCCAAGAUGUCGUCCGAUGUGACCUUUGCGAGACAGCUAUAGUACAGAUGUACUGUGAUUUCUGCCACAUCAACCUAUGCAUUGCCUGUAUAGGAAAACAUAUUGCUGAUGACUAUGAAAAACACAAAGUGGUCCCAUUCCAAAAUCGAAAAUCAACCUUGAUUUAUCCAAAAUGUUGUACACAUCAAACCGAAAAAUGUCAAUUUCAUUGCAAGGAAUGUGACAAGUCUGUCUGUUCAUUGUGUAAUGAUAAUAUGCUGUCCUCUGAUAAACAUAAGGGCCAUACAUUUUCAAUUCUUUCUGAAAUCUACAAUAAAAGAAAAGUAGACAUUACAAAAGAUUCAGAGGAGAUAGAAAACAUCAUUUCUCCAACAUAUGAAGAAAUGGCCACCGAUUUAGAAACCCAGAUAACCAACUUGGAUGGAGAAUACGUGAAAUUCACAACAGUAGUUACAAAACAUGGAGAGGAAUGGCACAAAGAAAUUGCCAAUGUCAUCAACAAAAUGAAAAAUGAAAUAGAAGAGAUGAAAACCAAACACCUGGAAAUUCUGAAGAAACAUUUGGAUGAAAUUAAGCAGAUACAGUCCCUUAUUGAGCAAUCACUGAUUACUCUGAAGGAAAUGGAGGAAUCCAAUGAAGUGUCUGUGACCAUGGAAUACAGAUCCAAAAACAAAGAAUUCAGAAAACUUCCUCCUAAAGUCCGAGUCUCACUGCCUACAUUUAGUCCAAACACGAUAGACAAUAAACAGCUUUACAAGUCACUGGGAUCUUUGAUACCAUUAUCAUUUACGAUAGAUGAAAAUGGCUCCACACUGAAGAAAGCAGAAACUUCACCCAAAGAACUGAUGGACGAACCAGAGCUUGUCACUACAAUAAAUACUGGGUAUGAAAAUGUCCGCAAUGUUACAUGUCUGAGUGAAAAAGAAUUCUGGACAGGUGCGGAAGUCAAUGAUAUGAAAUGCUUUAAUAUUCAAGGUACAGUUAUCAAUACAAUCAAAACAAAAUCAGGGGAAUGGCCACGUGAUAUAGCAGUGACAAGUGAUGGGGAUCUAGUGUACUCUGAUAUGACAACAAAGUCUCUGAAUAAAGUGAAGAGUGGACGGACAGAGGAGGUGAUCAGACUACAGGGCUGGAUAUCCAAACAAUUCUGUUUUACCCCCUCUGGUGAUCUCCUGGUUGCCAUGUACAGUGAUGAUCUAACAGAAUCCAAAGUUGUCCGUUACUCAGGUUCCACAGAGAAACAAACAAUCCAGUAUGAUGAUGAGGAUAAGCCUCUAUAUUCAGGAAAUAUUAAGAUUAAAUACAUCUGUGAGAACAGAAACCUGGAUAUAUGUGUGGCUGACUGGAAAGCUGGUGCAGUAGUGGUGGUCAAUCAGGCUGGAAAAUUCCGAUUUAGAUACACUGGUCAUUCUUCUUCUACCAAAAACAACGCAUUCCUUCCCUGGGCAUUCAAUUGCUGGACAUUCAAACCCUGGGGAAUCACAACAGACAGUCAGAGUCAAAUCCUGACAGCAGACUGUGAUAACCACUGUAUACACAUCCUGGACCAGGAUGGACAGUUACUCCGCUAUAUAGAUAAAUGUGACCUGAAACAUCCAUUUGGCUUAUGUGUGGACAAAAGUGACAAUUUGUUUGUUGCUGAGUAUAAUAGUGGAAAUGUGAAGAAAAUCAAAUUUGAAGGUGACCCAGGUGUUCAGAGAUCACUGCCAUGUGUUUGUCUGUGUUCCAAUGUGGUGGAGAAUAAUAGAAUAGCCAUGGACCCUUGCAACAGUGGCCAAGAUGUCGUACGAUGUGACCUUUGUGAGACAGCUAUAGUACAGAUGUACUGCGAUUUCUGCCAUGUCAAACUAUGCAUUGCCUGUAUAGGAAAACACAUUGUUGAUGACUACGACAAACACAAAGUGGUCCCAUUCCAAAAUCGAAAAUCUACCUUGAUCUAUCCAAAGUGUAGUACACAUCAAACCAGAAAAUGUCAAUUUCAUUGCAAGGAAUGUGACAAGUUUGUCUGUUCUUUUUGUACUGCAUAUGCAGAUAAACAUAAGGGUCAUACAUUUUCAAUUCUUUCUGAAAUCUACAACGAAAGAAAAGUAGACAUUACAAAAGAUUCAGAGGAGAUAGAAAACAUUAUUUCUCCAACAUAUGAAGAAAUGGUCACUGAUUUAGAAACUCAAAUAACCAACUUGGAUGGAGAAUAUGUGAAAUUCACAACAGUAAUUACAAAACAUAGAGAGGACUGGCACAAAGAAAUUGACAAUGCCAUCAACAAAAUGAGAAAUGAAAUGGAAGAGAUGAAAAUCAAACACCUGGGGAUUCUGAAGAAACAUUUGGAUGAAAUUAAACAGAUACAGUCCCUUAUUGAGCAAUCACUGAUUACUCUGAAGGAAAUGGAGGAAUCCAAUGAAAUGUCUGUGACCAUGGAAUACAGAUCCCAAAACAAAGAAUUCAGAAAACUUCCUCCCAAAGUCCGAGUUUCACUGCCUACAUUUAGUCCAAACACGAUAGACAGUGAACAGCUUUACAAGUCACUGGGAUCUCUGAUACCAUUAUCAUUCACGACAGAUGAAAAUGGCUACACACUGAAGAAAACAGAAACCUCACCCAAAGAACUGAUGGAAGAACCAGAGCUUGUCACUACAAUAAAUACUGGGUAUGAAAACCUCCACAGCGUUACCUGCCUGAGUGAAGAAGAAUUCUGGACAAGUGCAGAAGUCAGUGAUAUGAAAUGGUUUAAUGUUCAAAGUACAGUUAUCAAUACAAUUAAAACAAAAUCAGGGAAGUGGCCAAAUGAUAUAGCAGUGACAAGUGAUGGGGAUCUAGUGUACUCUGACUGGAAAACAAAUACUGUGAAUAAAGUGAAGAGUGAUCAGAAAGAUGAGGUGAUCAUACUACAAGGCUGGAAACCCGGCAAUCUCUGUGUCACCUCCUGUGGUGACCUCCUGGUUACCAUGUUCAGUGAUGAUAAAACACAAUCCAAAGUUGUCCGUUACUCAGGUUUCACAGAGAAACAAACAAUUCAGUAUGAUGAUGAGGGUAAGCCUCUAUAUUCAGGAAAUAUUAAGAUUAAAUACAUCAGUGAGAACAGAAAUCUGGAUAUUUGUGUGGCUGACUUAGAAGCUGGUGCAGUAGUGGUUGCAAAUCAGACUGGAAAACUCCGAUUUAGAUACACUGGUCAUUUAAAGAAAAACAAAGUAUUCAAACCCUGGGGAAUCACAACAGACAGCGAGAGCCAUAUCCUGACAGCAGACUGUAAUAACCACUGUAUCCACAUCCUGGACCAGAAUGGACAUUUUCUCCACUAUAUUGAUAACUGUGAUCUGAAGGACCCAUACGGUUUAUGUGUGGACAAAAGUGGCAACUUGUUUGUUGCUGAGUUUUUUACUGGAAAUGUGAAGAAAAUCAAAUAUCUACAAUAAAUACUAUCGUUCAUAGCCAAGUUAGAGACUUGAAAGUAUGGCGGAAAAUUGUUAAUUCAUCCCAAACUUAACUUGUUUUCCCAUCUCUAGAAAUUAUCUAGGUGACACUAGUUAAUUCUUUAAUGAAUGUCCAACUUCCAAAACACAACAAAUAACAAACCUUAUUGAUAGCAGAUCUUAUUUUAUGCUUGAUAUAUUUGUUAGAUCCCUUCCACUAAUGCAGUUGGAAGUAGAUUGGUGUCAUCCUUUUGUAGACAUUUAAAACAAAUCAAUCAGUAAUUUUGUUUGAUUGUAUUGUGAUAUUUAAUUAUUCUCAGAGUUUUAAGAAAAGUUGUAUUAUUCCAUGUAAACCUGUUCACUGUUUUCAGAUUGACUUCUUUUAUUUUUUAUGAGACAAGUCUCUUUUCAAUUUUCAUAAAAUCUAUUUUCUUUACAUUCUGUCAAUACUAUCCUGUGUAUGUAACAGAGGAGGAUAAAAUGCUUGUACUUGAUUUUGAGGUUGUGGAGGACAAUCAGAUAUUGCCAGCAUAGAUAAUGUAUUUGAAAAUCAAGAUGUUUAUGACAAUAAAGUUAUGAAAUGACA